Molecule: messenger RNA, 3754 nt
Organism: Apodemus sylvaticus (European woodmouse)
Lineage: Eukaryota; Metazoa; Chordata; Mammalia; Rodentia; Muridae
Gene: Trim55
Product: tripartite motif containing 55
Exons: 10
Coding region: 1-1638 (545 amino acids)
Molecular function (GO): zinc ion binding
Source: RefSeq, a predicted model, not a curated record
AUGAGCACUUCUCUGAAUUACAAGUCUUUCUCCAAAGAGCAGCAGACCAUGGAUAACCUGGAAAAGCAGCUGAUCUGCCCCAUCUGCCUAGAGAUGUUCACCAAGCCCGUGGUUAUCCUCCCCUGCCAGCACAACCUGUGCAGGAAAUGUGCCAGCGACAUCUUCCAGGCCUCCAACCCGUACUUACCCACAAGAGGAGGCACCACUGUGGCCUCGGGGGGCCGCUUCCGCUGUCCAUCCUGCAGGCAUGAGGUGGUGUUAGACAGACAUGGGGUCUAUGGACUGCAGAGGAACCUGCUCGUGGAAAACAUCAUUGAUAUCUACAAGCAGGAGUCCACCAGGCCAGAAAAAAAAUUGGACCAGCCCAUGUGUGAGGAGCAUGAAGAGGAACGCAUCAACAUCUAUUGUCUGAACUGUGAAGUGCCCACCUGCUCCUUGUGCAAGGUUUUUGGCGCUCAUAAGGACUGCCAGGUGGCUCCCCUGACUCAUGUCUUCCAGAGGCAGAAGUCAGAGCUCAGUGACGGUAUUGCUGUACUUGUGGGAAGCAACGACAGAAUCCAGGGCGUGAUCAGCCAACUGGAGGACACCUGCAAAACUAUUGAGGAGUGCUGCAGAAAGCAGAAACAGGACCUGUGUGAGAAGUUCGAUCACCUAUACGGCAUCCUGGAGGAGAGGAAGACCGAAAUGACUCAAGCCAUCACCCGAACACAAGAGGAGAAACUGGAGCACGUCCGGACUCUUAUCAGAAAGUAUUCUGAGCACCUGGAGAACGUAUCGAAGUUGGUGGAGUCAGGAAUCCAGUUCAUGGAUGAGCCCGAAAUGGCGGUGUUUCUGCAGAAUGCCAAGACCCUGUUGCAAAAGAUUGUGGAAGCAUCGACGGCAUUUCAGAUGGAGAAAAUAGAACAAGGCUAUGAGAUCAUGAGCAACUUCACAGUCAAUCUCAAUAGAGAAGAAAAAAUUAUCCGCGAAAUUGACUUUUCUAGAGAAGAUGAAGAGGAAGAAGAUGCAGGGGAAAUAGAUGAAGAAGGAGAAGGAGAGGAUUCAGUAGAUGUAGAAGAGGCAGAAAUUGUUCAAAUAGCAUCUUCGGGGGAAGAGGAGACUCUGGAAAAAGCUGCGGAGCCCUGUCAGCAGGCUGCAGAGGUCCAGGCUGCCCCAGGGCCACCACUUGCUUCCUCUCCAGAACCACUUUCAUCCAUGCCACCUGCUGCAGAUGUCCUGGUGACACAGGGGGAGGUGGUGCCCAUUGGCUCUCAGCAGACCACACAGUCUGAAACUUCAGGCCCUUCAGCACCGGAAACUGCGGAUCCCUUGUUUUACCCUAGUUGGUAUAAAGGCCAAAGCCGGAAAACCAGCUCCAGCCCACCUUGCACUCCUGGGAGUGAAGGUCUGGGUCAAAUAGGGCCUCGGGGUGCUGAGGAUUCCAGCGUGCAGUCCGCCCAAGUAGCAGAAGCCGCAGCCAAUGAGCAGGCAGCAGUGAGUGGUAAGGAAUCUAGCUCAACUGCAGCUACCUCUCAGAUUGGAUUUGAGGCCCCUUCUCCCCAGGGACAGGCUGCAGCCUUGGGGAGUGGAGGUGGGGCUGGCUCUGAGCCAGCUCGCCACGUCUUCUCCUUCUCCUGGUUGAAUUCCCUGAAUGAAUGACAUUUAUUCUCGCUGCUGUCCCCUGUCUGCCUGGCUGAGAAGCACAGAGGCAGCAGGAAACCUGGGUGGAAACUCACCAGAUUCAUGUGAAGGGGACCUCUGGACGGGAUUUCUGAAAACAACGCAACAGCAACACCCUUUAAUUCCAGAUGACUUAUCUCACUCAUUGAGAAACUGAUGAUGCUCAGAACAAAAUUACAGAAAAUACUCUUUUUGAAGAACCUUGAUCUUAUGCAAAUCUUUUACUGUGUAAGAAACACUCUGAAGGUCGUGUAGGUGUGGUGCAUGUGUGCACAUUAGCUGUAAGUAGCAUGUGGUGACAAAGUGGCAGAACUCGUCCCUCGGUGGGCUUCUUGUUACUUUAGGACACUUGUCCCCUUCUGCUUGUCUCCUUAGCAUUGCAGGUGGUAGGCGACAUUCAGUGUCAGUUCAGAACUGACCGAUUUAUCAAAAUACGGAGAUUGGUCACUGACCAAAGCUAGGCAGGGCGCUAUCGAGGUUCCUCUCUCCUACAGACGUCACGGGAUGCGCAGCCAGAAGUUUCUUUGCACGUGGCCACACUUCCAUAGUCCAGAAGGCCAAAAGUCUAGAGCAACUCUUUUGACAUUUUUCUAAUCUUAUUUACAUAUCUCAUAAUCUUAUAUCCAUAUAUCAGGCAUUUUAAUUGAAGAAUUUCUGGGAGGAACUGUCUACUUAGGUGUCUGCUACCAUAGAAUCAAUUUGAUAAUCUGUGGAACAACUGUAUGUAUUUAAAUAUACAUAUAAUUCUCCCCCUGUUUUCUCUCUCUCUCUCUCCCUCUCUCUCUCUCUCUCUUUCACACACACACACACACACACACACACACACACACACACGUAACUUUAUUUUAAAUGAACUCUUAAAUAAAUGUUUUUAAGAACUUCAGUCUCCUAGCAAUUUAUUCAGUGAUUCAUGUUUUAUUGUUAAGCCAUUAAUCAAGCAUAUUUCAAGGGCCUCAAUAGAAGUACCAUCUUCAUACAUACUAAUUAAUUUUAAAGUAUUAAUUACAGAACUAAAAUUUUUAGAGCUGUAACUAAACUACUAAAGCAAAUGCAUCGUCCAACUAAUUAGAUGUGCUGCUUAAUCUUAGACGCAAAUAACAGUCCUACAAGCUGCAGUUAUUAGGAUUGGGAGAGAGAGAAAUAUGAAAGGUAUUUGUGUAGCUAUUAAAGUCAAAAUGUUUUUCUUUUUUAGAAAAAGAAGCCCAAGUGCCCUUUUACUGCAAAUAUGUUUAUUUACUUGAAAUGUUUGCAUUGUUAUGUUUCUCCUGUCUAAGGCUGGUAAGAUAGUGCAGUGGGUACAAGCACUUGCCUUUGCCCCUGAAGAACCAAGUUCAGUUCCUAGGACUCUCCUACUGGGAGGAAACUGACCUCCACAAGCUGACCUCUGACCUCCACCCAUUUCCCAUGACGCCCACACUUCCCCGGUCCUCAACAAAUCAGGUUUGCAUGCUAUUUCCACUGUGACUGAUCUUCCAGUUGUAAAAUUAUCAAGUUUUAGAGGUGGGAGGAACCUCUAAAGUUAUUUAAUCUCAGAAGGGAAAUCUGAGAUACAGAUUCAAAUUACAGGGCCAAUGUAAGCUAUGUGACACAUGUUCAUGUCUUUAGGAGAAAAUAAAAUGUAGGACGCUUUUUUGAGGGGGGGGAGUUGUUUGUUGUAUUGUUUUUAUUUUCUUGUGCUGAGGCCAUUUCUGUAUGCACACUGAAGAGGAAAGAAUAAAGCUACAACAACCUUUGCAGAUUUUAUUAAAAAUAUAUUCAACGUUCUCUUACACAACCAAAUUGACCAAGGAUCAGAAAGAUGUUUUAUUAUUGAAACAUUUACAAGAAAAAGUUGAUUCAAAGGGCUUACACAUUUCGUCCUAGUCACCCCUCAAGAAUGAAUUCUCUUUCACUGUAGCUCCGAAUAAAAACAACUGGGCGACUCCCAUCUGCUUUUUAAAAGGUUUCCUCCUUGGGUCCACAUUUUCUUUAAGAUAUCGCUAUAAAGACACAUAGAAAUUAAGCAUGGACGAUACAAAUAACGCUGCUUUGUUACUACACAGAAAUACACUGUGCAUGCUAAUUAAGGGGUAUAUAGGCUCUCUCCCUGUACAUC